Melanotaenia boesemani (Boeseman's rainbowfish) is the source of this 2775-nucleotide messenger RNA. RefSeq names its product NOC2-like nucleolar associated transcriptional repressor (gene noc2l). Gene Ontology annotation, biological process: ribosomal large subunit biogenesis; negative regulation of transcription by RNA polymerase II. Bases 356 to 2605 code for a protein of 749 amino acids. The transcript is spliced from 18 exons. Gene Ontology annotation, molecular function: histone binding; transcription corepressor activity. NCBI's taxonomy places the organism in Eukaryota, Metazoa, Chordata, Actinopteri, Atheriniformes, Melanotaeniidae. Gene Ontology annotation, cellular component: Noc1p-Noc2p complex; Noc2p-Noc3p complex; nucleolus. The record is from RefSeq and is a predicted model, not a curated record.
GCUUCUUCGAUCUCGUGAACGCAGCUGAUCAUUCAGUUUAAACCUCACGUGCGGCAUCAAAACACUGCUUGUUCUUGUAAGCGCAUCUCAGACUAAAAAUUUCACGGUUGCCGUCAACACAUAACAAUUUUUUUUAAUGUACUAUCAUACAUUUGAAUAUUUUUUUACUUAUUAUUAAAAUCGAAAUUAGCGCGUCUCGCGGUGCUGUUUUGAAAAUAUUUUGUGUUUUUAUGGUUAUCUUAAUCACGAGUAAGUACCUCGUCAAACCAAAACCCAGGAACCAUAAAACCAACUCUUUCUAUUUGCACCGGUGGAUUGUGGGUAUUGGGGUUUGGCGUCACGUUGUGGAUCCAGCAUGGCAGCGAAACAGAAAAGGAAAUUAGAGGACCUCAGUUUGGACGAGUUCCUACUGUCAGGCUUUGACUCUCCAGGUGAAGAUGAUUCUGAGGAAGAGACUCCCAAACAGAAGAAAAAGAAAAAUGUGAACCCUAAGAUAGGCGAACAGAAAAGAGGUAAAGCAUCUCAACACAAGGAGCAGCUCUGCAGGUUAAAGAAUAAAGAUCCAGAGUUCUACAAAUUUCUGCAAGAAAACGACCAGACAUUGCUAAAUUUUGAUGACACAGACAGUUCUGAUGAUGAAGAUGAGAAAAAAUACCAUAAACUACCAUCAGCACUGGAGGAGGCCAGCUCAGGUGACGACAAUGAUGAUGAUGAAGAUUGGCCGAAAGGUUCAAAGAAGGCCAAAAAGGCAGUGGAGACGAUCAAAGUCACAGACAAAAUGAUUGAGGGCUGGAAAGCUGCUAUGAAGACGGCGCCCACUCCGCGACUCUUCAGAGAAGUUAUUCAGGCCUUUAAGGCUGCUGUUGCCACAACAAAGGGUGAAGGAGGCGGACAGAGUCGGUACACAGUGGCUGAUAGUUCAGUGUUCAAUGCUUUGGUCCUGUUCUGUAUCAAAGAUAUUCACGCGGCCCUGCAGAGGCUGCUCAACCUGAAGCAAGAUAAAGACCAAAAGAAGCUGGUUCUCCCUUCAUCUAGUCCAAAAUGGCAGAGGAAUCAGACUGAUAUCAAGAUGUAUCUCAGUGGAGUAGUUCAGCUGUUAUCCUGUCUAACAGAAGCAACAGUCAUCAGUGCAGUCCUGCAGCACGCCAACCAGCUCAUAUCUUAUUACCUUUGUCUACCCAAACAGUGUCGUCACCUCAUUAAACAACUAAUGAAGCAGUGGAGCACAGGGGAGGAGACGAAUCGGGUUCUUGCCUUCCUGGCCCUCAACAAAAUUUGCAGACACAAACAGGAAACUAAUCUUAACCCUGUUCUUAAGCAAAUGUACAUUUCUUAUGUCCAAAACUGCAAGUUCACGUCUCCCAACGUGCUUCCCAUGAUCAACUUCAUGCAGAGAACUCUAACAGAAAUGUAUGCCCUGGACACACAGACUACCUAUCAGCAUGCUUUCAUCUACAUCCGACAACUGGCCAUACACCUGAGAAACGCCAUGACCAUGAAGAAAAAGGAAACCUAUCAGUCGGUGUAUAAUUGGCAGUAUAUUCACUGCCUGUACCUGUGGUGUCGGGUCCUGAGCACUUUGCACCCCAGUGAUGUUCUUCAACCGCUCAUCUAUCCACUUUGCCAAGUCAUUAUUGGUACCAUCAAGCUGGUACCUACAUCAAGAUAUUACCCUCUGAGGAUGCACUGCUGCAGAGCUAUCACCCUGCUCUCUAGCAGCACCAACACUUUUGUACCUGUUCUGCCUUUCCUAUUAGAGAUCUUCCAGGAGGUGGACUUCAACAAAAAACCUGGCCGGAUGAGUAAGAAACCCAUCAACUUUGCAGUCAUCCUGAAGCUGAACAAAAUCAACCUAAUGGAGAAAGCCUACAAGGAUGGGUUGAUUGACCAGCUGUACGACCUGAUACUGGAAUACUUCCACACUCAGGCCAGCACCAUCGGCUUCCCCGAACUUGCCCUGCCCACCAUCAUUCAACUUAAAGCGUUCCUUAAGGAGUGCAAAGUGGCCAAUUACUCCAAGCCUAUGCGCCAGCUGUUGGAGAAGAUACAGGAGAACAGCAGCUACAUCACAGGACGUAGACAGAAGGCCGCCUUUGGAGUGGCUGAUGCUGCCGCUGUGGCGGCCUGGGAGAAGCAGACCCAGGAGGAGGGAACUCCGCUCAGCAGGUAUUACAGCCAGUGGAAAAAGCUGAGGGAGAAGGAGAUCCAGCUGGAGAUAUCUGGGAAAGAAAGGAUGGAGGAUCUAAAUCUGCCUGAGAUCAAACGAAAGAAGGUUCAAGAAAAGAAGGAGGAGGACAAGAAGGAGUUUAAGGAUCUUUUCCAGUCUGACAGUGACUCAGAUGAAGAUGACACAGGACUCAAAAUCAAAGGUAAGAAGAGCGGCGCUGGAUCAGAUGACGACGAUGAUUUUGAAGAUACUUCUGACUUGAGUGAUGACGAGGGGAUGGAGGAAGGAGAUUCAGGUGAUGAUGAUGGCGAGGAUGAAGAGGAAGGGGAUGAAAAGGCCUCCACUGCUCCUCAGCCCCUGUCCUCUGCUGCUCUGAUAAAGCUGGCAGAGGGAGAUGAGGAUGUGGUGGAAGACCUUCAGCUGUCUGACGAUGACUGAUUUUCAUGGAGCUUGUCAACACUCUCUCACAAUAUUCAUACUUCAGCUAUUUUUUGUUUUGACUUUUGGCUCUUUGCUAUACAAUAUUUGACCGAUUUACAUGUACAGCACAAAUGAGGUCAUCAUGUAAUUUUAUAUGGCAUUGAAACUUAAAAACAAGUUCAAGACUC